Molecule: messenger RNA, 1632 nt
Organism: Hyla sarda
Lineage: Eukaryota; Metazoa; Chordata; Amphibia; Anura; Hylidae
Product: alcohol dehydrogenase class-3
Exons: 9
Coding region: 350-1480 (376 amino acids)
Biological process (GO): formaldehyde catabolic process
Cellular component (GO): cytosol
Molecular function (GO): S-(hydroxymethyl)glutathione dehydrogenase [NAD(P)+] activity; zinc ion binding
Source: RefSeq, a predicted model, not a curated record
CAUGUGUGCAGGGCGGGUGGUUCAUAUGGGGGGUCAGGGAGGCGGUAAAGGAUUCCUGAGAGACUGGCUAUAUAUGCUGGGAGUUGUAGUUUUGCAACAGCUGCAGGCAUCCUGGUUUGGAAACACUGGGCUAUAUAUUGGGGGGCACAGCAGCAUAUGUCACGCUUUCCACAAUGCUUCCAUAUCCCCACUGUCUAUAAAGAAGCAGGUCAUGUGUAAUAGCGGGCACGAGUAGUGCUCGGGUCAUUCUGUGCAGCAGGGGGCGCUCACAAUAUCGCAGCUUGUAAGUGCGUGAGGGCGCCUGCACCCAGUGAGAGUAACCGCAGAGUGGGAGCUAGCACCGCGCAUCAUGGCCACAGCUGGGAAGGUAAUAACAUGCAAGGCUGCAGUUGCCUGGGAGGCAGGAAAGCCACUGACUAUUGAAGAAGUAGAGGUGGCACCGCCCAAAGCUCAUGAAGUGCGCAUUAAGAUCGUGUCCACAGCCGUGUGUCACACUGAUGCCUAUACUUUAAGUGGUGCCGACCCCGAAGGAUGUUUCCCAGUGAUUCUUGGCCAUGAAGGAGCUGGCAUUGUGGAAAGCGUGGGUGAAGGUGUUACAAGAGUUAAAGCUGGAGACAGAGUUAUUCCUCUUUAUAUUCCCCAGUGUGGGGAAUGCAAAUUUUGUGUGAACCCCAAAACCAACUUAUGUCAAAAGAUCAGGAUUACUCAGGGUCGUGGGUUUAUGCCCGAUGGUACCAGCAGGUUUACCUGCAAAGGAAAGCAGAUUUUCCACUUCAUGGGCACCAGCACCUUUUCUGAAUACACAGUUGUUGCUGACAUCUCUGUUGCUAAAAUAGAGGACUCUGCUCCUCUGGACAAAGUCUGCCUGCUGGGCUGUGGCGUUUCAACUGGAUAUGGAGCAGCGCUGAACACUGCCAAGGUGGAGCCAGGUUCUACGUGUGCAGUCUUUGGUUUAGGAGGUGUCGGCCUAGCUGUUAUCAUGGGAUGCAAAGUGGCUGGUGCCAAGCGCAUUAUCGGAAUUGACCUUAACAAGGAAAAGUUUGAAAAGGCCAAAGAGUUUGGAGCUACUGAAUGCAUCAGUCCCUCAGACUCCAACAAGCCAAUCCAGGAAGUGCUGGUCGAACUGACGGAUGGAGGCGUGGACUAUUCCUUUGAGUGUAUAGGGAAUGUUGGCGUUAUGAGAGCUGCAUUGGAAGCUUGUCACAAAGGCUGGGGUGUAAGUGUCAUUGUAGGAGUAGCGGCAUCUGGACAAGAAAUUGCAACUCGGCCAUUUCAGCUUGUGACUGGGCGCACAUGGAAAGGAACUGCUUUUGGAGGUUGGAAGAGUGUAGACAGUGUCCCCAAGCUGGUUUCUGAAUAUAUGGCAAAAAAAAUAAAAGUUGAUGAGUUUGUGACUCACACUUUGCCCUUCUGUUCAAUAAAUGAAGCUUUUGAACUGAUGCAUUCUGGAAAGAGCAUUCGUAGUGUUCUGAACUAUUGAAGGAUCCUGGAAAAAACAAGGCCACACUAGAGUUAUAGCAUUUGUUGGAGACAACAUUUUUAGAUUUAUCAAAGAAACUUGUUUAGUCUUCAUAACCUUCCUAACAGCUUAUUUUCCAGGCUGAUAUUUCUAAUAAAUAUUUUUGUUCUGUU